AGAAUCCCCAAAAUUGGAAAACCCACAAAACCCAAGAGGCCUCGACCUUAACUUUUUUGACAUGGGUGAGGACAGAAUGAAGGUGAAAAUAAAGUCGAUGGCAGAUCUUGGUGUGGCUGUUUUGGAGAAAAUGGAGGUCGAGGAAGGACAAUCAAAGAAAAUGGAGGAUAGUCUGUUUGUCGAGGCUAAGCAUAUAAUGGCCUCCACUUCAGUGGCAAAAUCUACUGUAAGGAUAUAUAAGGACAAGGCAUAUAAGAACAAGCUGGUACUUGCACGACUCCUAGCUAGAAACAAUCUUGGUGACCCUCUCAUCAACUUAUUGAAUCCAGCUCACCCCACAAUUCCUCACCAACAACAACAGCUUGUUAACUCCCUUAUCCAGAGUGUUGCCCCAUUUAGGAGUGGCUUCCAAUCACAAUCUCACAUUCCACCCCCACCUCCUAAUCCAUCUCAACUAGUAGCCUUAGACAUCUCCAAAAGGCUAGAUAACCUUGAAAGAAAGAUAGCCGAAAACAGAGUUGUACCCCCAGGCCAAGCCAGCUCAACUCUUGUAUCUGCUUCCCUCAAUACCAACAUUGUUCAGGAACCAUACCCAUCAGGCUUUAAGAUGCCUCAGUUCAAGACAUAUGACAUAACUAAAGACCCCGACGACCACUUUAUCACCUUUUGUUUUGUCAUUCUGAAGUUGAACUCAAUCAGUUUGUAUGUUGAGAUGGCAACAGCCAUUGCCACCAAAUUUUCUAGUCGGAGGCUGAUCAAGAAAACAAUAGCCAAGCUCAUGCAAGUGAUUCCAAGGGAAGGCGAAUCCCUAAAAAAUUAUAUAAAUAGAUUCAAUGACGCUAUGUUGGAGAUCGAUUCGUUUGACCAAGCUAUAGGAAUCACUGCCAUCAUCCAAGGGCUUAGCCAUGAGCGAUAUCACACCAAGUAUUGUGAUUUCCACCAAGACCAUGGCCACGUAAUAGAAGAAUGCAAUAGCUUGAAAUUCAAGCUCGAAGGCUUGGCACGAAAGGGGAUGUUGAAUGACUUCAUCCUUAACAAGGACCACCUCAAGUUUGUAAAGGAGCAAGGACAAGAGUCCCAAGGACCUCGAGGUGCUAGCAACAAGACUGGGGUUGGAUAUCAACAAGCUCCACCUCCGCUCCCCACACUAGCCCAAAUCAUUCACAUGAUAAAUAGGGGGCUAGAGGCCGAAGGGAUGAGCUCAAAGCAGCAAAAAUUGUAUGUGAGGGAGGUCAAACAUCAGAACCAAGCUCGGAAAAGGAAGUUCGAUGAUGAAGGGUGGAAGAACCAACCCAUAACAUUUAUAUCGGCUAACCUCGGUAGUGUCGUUACACCCCAUAAUGACUGGCUGGACAAAGUUGAACCUGAGGGAAAGAAAGGAGCUCAUAAGCUUCUUGAAAGCAAACAAGGAUGUGUUUGCAUGGACCUUAGCCGAUAUGCCUGGAAUUUUGACCUCGGUUGUGGUGCAGAAGUUAAGCACCAACCCUCUAAAGAAACCCUAGUUCAGAAGAGAUGUUUGUUUAGAGGAGAGAGGCUACAAACUAUCAAAGAGAAGUCAAACGGUAAAUGGCGGAUGUGUAUUGACUACACCAAUCUCAAUGAUGCUUGUCCUAAAUACUGUCACCCCAUGCCCAACAUAGACAAGCUGGUGGAAGCUGCCUCAAGAAAUGAAAGGAGCAACAUAUUAGAAGAUGGUAACAAUUGUGUUAUGAGCUCAGAUAAGCCAGAAUCUAGAGAAUGUCAAACAGCCUUUGACGAGCUGAAAACCUACCUUAGCUCGCCACCUCUAUUGACUAAGGUUGAAGAAGGUGAAAUCCUUUAUCUUUACCUUGGAAUAUCUAAUACAAUUGUCAGUUCUGUUUUGGUCAAACAACUGGGAAAGUGGCAAAGACCAGUGUAUUACGCCGACAACAUACUACAAGGAGUUGAACAGAGGUAUUCCAUUGCAAAAAAGGUAGAUUUUGCAAAAGCUAGAAUGCUUGGGAAAACUCAUCAAAUAGGCAGUAGAGCUAGGGGAGUUCCAGAUAAUAUUCCAACAGAGGAGAGACCGAGUUCUGAGACCAAAGCAUGGUUCCUCUACGUGGAUGGGUCAUCUAACAACAAAGGGCUGGGUGCUGGAGUAGUACUGACUGGGCUUGGCAAUUUCCGAAAUGAGCAUGCAUUGAAGUUCAACUUCGAAGCCACGAACAACAUGGCUGAGUAUGAGGCGCUCCUCCUUGGACUAUGUUUGGUAGCUGAGGUCAAGGUCAAGCACCUGCAAAUCUAUAGUGACUCACAGUUAGUGGUCAACCAAGUGAAUUCCAUGUGUGAGGGGACAGAUCCCACUCUUGCAAAGUAUGUAGCUGUAGUCUCUGAGCUAAGGUGUCACUUUGAGAAAUUCCAGCUUAUGAAGGUCCUAGGAGCAGAGAAUGAGCAUGCAUAUUCUUUGUCAAAGUUAGCCUCCGAUAGCUCUAAGGGGGUGAGAUUUGUCUAUGUCGAGAUCCUAAAUGAACCAAGCUUCCAGACAUCGAAGGAGAUGAAGCUGUGGAGGAAGGCGUCCUGGUACACCCUAGUUGAUGAUGUCUUUUAUAAAAGAUCUUACUCACUACCUCUCCUUCGGUGCUUGACGCCAUAUGAAGCUCAGUAUGCACUGAGAGAAAUGCACGAAGGGGUAUGCGAGAACCAUGUGGGAGCUUGGACUUUGGCCCGUAAGGUACUUCGCAAGGGUGAAACGCCCUAUCAUUUGGCCUUCGACAUCGAGGCAGUUAUCCCUGUCGAAAUUGGUAUUUCGAGCUUAAAAGUUAGCCAUUUCGACCCAGCUCGAAAUGAACAACUACUUAAAGAAAACCUUGAUUUCCUAGACAAAGUCCGAGAGCAAUCCCGACUUCGAACGCUUACAUACAAGAAAAAGGUAGCUAGUUUUUACAAUAAGCGGGUUCGACCUAUAAGCUUCAGAAUCAAUGGCCUAGUUCUCCGAAGGGCCGGGCUCACAGGGUUUGAAACCCACUUUGGCAAGCUAGCACCAAACUGGGAAGGCCCAUAUACCGUGACCGAAAUCCCACACCCUGGUGCUUGCAUUCUCUAAGAUUCUGAAGGCAAGAGAGUACCCAAGGUCUAGAAUGUUAAUAACCUCAAGAAAGUCUACCCUUGAAAGUUUUCCACUUCACUAUUUGUAUUAGACAUCCUUCUUUUGUAUCAUUUGAUAUUCUAAUAAAGUUAAAGGUGAAAU
This is a messenger RNA of Rubroshorea leprosula, 3208 nucleotides long. NCBI's taxonomy places the organism in Eukaryota, Viridiplantae, Streptophyta, Magnoliopsida, Malvales, Dipterocarpaceae. The record is from the annotation of a GenBank genome assembly.